AUGAAUCAGUUUUCCCACAUUGGUACUGCAAGUGAUAAGCUUAGUUGAGCAACGUUUAGCGAUAGCAAAAAGAGAGUCAAUUUCGUCUCAAAUGGAUACUGUUUGCCCAGUCACUCCACACCAUCAAGAAGCUACUUUGUCAAAGCUUAAAAUAGCAAGUGUUAAGACUCUGGUUGAAUCUUCCAACCUCACUUCCAUCCCUUCCCACUAUGCCUACACCACCUCCACUUCCGGUGAUCAAGCCAUUCACGAUGACUCCAUCCCGGUCAUCGACUUCUCUCUUCUCUCCUCGAGCAAUCCCGACCAACGGUCUAAAGCCGUCUCAGAUCUUGCAAAGGCUUGUGAGGAUUGGGGCUUCUUCAUGCUGAUCAACCACGGAGUGCCCGAGAGUCGAAUGAAGGCGACGGUUGAGGCCCUGAUGGGAUUCUUCGAUCUGACAGAGGAGGAGAAGAGUGAGUUCGAAGGGAAGCACGUGUUGGACCCCAUAAGGUACGGGACGAGCUUCAAAGCUUCGGUCGACAAAGUGCUCCUCUGGAGGGAUUUUUUGAAGAUGAUGGUGCAUCCAAAGUUUCACUGCCCCACCAAACCAAAAGGCUUGAGUAAAGUUUUGGCAGAGUACUCUGGAGCGCUUCGAAAAUUAGUGAGGGAACUGCUCAAGGGUAUAUCGGAGGGCCUAGGACUCGAACCGGGCUAUAUCGACGAGGCAAUGAAUAUGGAUUCAAGCCUACAGAUAUUAGCAGCAAAUCUGUAUCCGGCAUGCCCACAGCCAGAACUCGCUAUGGGCCUACCCUCACACUCAGACUAUGGCCUGUUGACCAUCCUCAUGCAGAAUGGAGUUGGCGGCCUUGAAGUUUAUCAUGACGGGAAGUGGGUCCAAGCCGAUCUCAUUCCAAAUGCCUUUGUGGUCAACACCGCUGAUCAGCUCGAGAUUAUAAGCAAUGGGAAAUACAAGAGCGUUCUACAUCGAGCUAUCGUGAACAACAAGGCUGCAAGGCUAUCGAUCCCUUUUUCUGCUGGACCGUCGCCUGACACUGUCGUCGUGCCAGCGAAGCAGCUGGUGGAUGGUGAGCACAACCAAGCCACAUACAUCUCGAUGAAUUACAAGGACUACCUGGAAUUUAAACAGAGCAAAGUAAUUGAUGGGAAAUCGUAACUGAAUCAGGUAAAGAUAUGAUUUUGUGCAGCCUACUGUUAUGCUGCAUUAUGUUAAAAAGGGAUGUGUGAUUGUGUUUUGCUUCAAGACUGUUUGGACUCUUUGGAGAGCAACCUUAUGGAACGUUUAAUAUUAUGUGGUGAAAGGUGCAAGAAACAUACAGCACUGAUGUAUGUAAGCUGAACCUUUCUGUGAUGUAUCUUCUUGACAUAAUAAAUGGAAGUGAGAACUAAAUAAUGUCUGAUUAAA
Syzygium oleosum is the source of this 1402-nucleotide messenger RNA. RefSeq names its product 2-oxoglutarate-dependent dioxygenase 19-like. The record is from RefSeq and is a predicted model, not a curated record. Bases 92 to 1153 code for a protein of 353 amino acids. The transcript has 4 exons. NCBI's taxonomy places the organism in Eukaryota, Viridiplantae, Streptophyta, Magnoliopsida, Myrtales, Myrtaceae.